Paramuricea clavata is the source of this 3057-nucleotide messenger RNA. The record is from the annotation of a GenBank genome assembly. NCBI's taxonomy places the organism in Eukaryota, Metazoa, Cnidaria, Anthozoa, Malacalcyonacea, Plexauridae.
AUGUUGGCGAUUUUCCAUUCUUCUGGAAGAGCACCUUGGCUUAAGGACUUAUUAAAAAGCGUGCACAAAGACGUUGAAAUAACAGGAGCAGACGGGAAGUGUCUGUCCAGGGAGGUGUCCCCUAGUCUGCGUAGGUGUCCCCAUGCAGCAGGUAUUUAUCGAUAUAUUUUCUGGUGGGAUCCUGUCAUGUUUAGACAAGAAAUGGGCCCCUUAAAUGUCAGUUACAAUUCGACACCAUGCAGGCCUGCCUUAAUUGUAGGUUCACAUAGGGCUGGAUAAAAUAGCGGCCCGCUGGGUAUUUAUCCCAGAACAUUUGAGGUUAGUAGAGUAAAUGUAGGAUAUAUGAAUAACUAGGGACUCUUAGCAUGAAUUUAACAUUAAAUCAUCAAAUCCAUAUUUAGGAAUCGAUCGUCAUCUCUUGGGUCUUAAAAUUCUUGCAGAAAAGUCAGGUUUGUUAUGAUUGUUAAUAACACCUUGGUUGAUAAACACUUUGGAAAUUUGCUUGGGUGCAUACGACACAACGUGAGGCUGAUAAUAGCGUCCAACUGAAAUAAGUUAUUGAAAUAGAGACACACAGAAGUCAACUCAGCCAAAAAAGCGUAACCGCUGCCACGCCAUGAUUCGCAAUGAUUCGUCAUCAAAAUGCUGUCGCCAUGUUUCUAGCCAGUGCGGUUAUAACAGGCAUUCACCCCCUGAAUAUCCGCCAUUUUGAACAUUUUCAUAAGCGCACUGGCUAGGACCAGGGAAAAGUUAGUUCCCUGACCUCAGAAUGACAUUUCGUCAAAACGUUUUUCUUCGAGAUUGGUUCAGAAACAAACUUGGGUUAGGGUUAGGGUUGGUGUUUAGAAUUGGGUUAGUGUUAGUGUUAGUAAAACCGUUUCUUUCUUAUGUUUUGUCACUCUGAGGCCAGCGAAAUAACUUCUUCCCUAGGACCAUGCAUGGCGACAGCAUUGCAACGGUUACACCAAAAUCAUAGGCAAAACCAAGAAGUCGACCUUUCGGAAGGUUCCUAUUCUAUGACCUCGGCCUCGCACCAUUGUCCCGUGUUCUUAAAAUGCCUAUACAAUUGCACAAACAACAAACGUAUGGGAAUUACAGCGCUGGUUGAAUUAUAAGGUGUACAUUUUAAAUGUUAUAACAAACGUGACAUUUUAGUCUCUUAUAAUCGGUGGUGAUAUUCAGUGAUAUUUUCAGUUAUGAACCAUCUUAUCUGUGUUAUGUUUUAGGAUUACCAACGCCCGAGAUAUUCACUGAUCCAGCUUGGACAAAAAGGUAUAGUACUUGAAUUCGUCAGAGAGAGAGAGAGGGACGUUUUCGUAACUAACUAGACGGAUUUAGAAAAGACGACGCGAGCUCAAAGACGACGCGGAUGUCGUCAUUUGGCGCCAACUGUCGUCAGCUGACAGCUUCUGGUUUGCGACCACUUUGCGACGUUGUCUUGGACAAUUUCACGACGUAUAUCAAAAUAUACAACCAGCCCCUGUGAACAGUUAUUUAAAAACGUCUUCACCAAUUUUCAAACGUACUUUUGGCAAAAUUCAUAAAAUUUAGAAUUAAACUGAUGUGACAAUACUUUUUAUUUUGCAGUGGUGGUGAUGGUAAUUAUAUACUAUCUACCAGUUUAGUUGGAUACAUCCCAGUUUUUGGUGUUACCUGGCCGAUGGUGGAAGAUGGUUAUGGGACGUUUUAUAGCAUACAGGACAACCGGUAGGUAUUACAUGUUUUGGCACCCAACACCUCUUCAGUGCAGCUUGGUACAUCUAGACACAAGAAGGCACUUUAUUUAUUCUUUAUAGCUUGUUCUCACCCAGCACAUAUGGCACAACUCAGUGACAUCUUGCUGUCGUAUUUAUCUGAACUUAGAAGCAAUGUUUUUUUCCAAGGGAUAGAUCCAGUUUUUAUCUGGUACGGGGGAGGAGGGGGUGUGAGAGAUGUGUUUGUCCGCUCAAGGGGGGUCGGGUCGCCUCGACACAUUUGACAUUCUCCACUUUAUUCUGUCGUCAACUUUAUCCAGAUCCACCACUCUACCAUCGUUCCGCACACAAUCCAUCCACCGCUCCCGCGGUCGUCCUCCCUGAUUCCAUACGCUACGCAGCCCAUCUGACAAACUAAUUUUCCUCCAUUUUCUUCAUGUGGCCGUAUUUUCUCUCUCAGUUCCACCUAUUAACUAUUAUAUAUUCUCGUUCGUGAUUUGUCAAAACGCGUGGGAUAAUUAUCGGUAUCUUGAAGCCGUCGCAUUAUUUCAGCUGCUGGCGCCAUCAGCGUGCAAUAAUACUUUUUUUGGACCAAAGUAAAAAGGUGUUAUUGCACGCUGUGGUUACCAAGCCCCGGCGCGGUCCAUUGUUUGCAAUCUCGUUCCCCGAGCCUACGAUCCUCGGGAAGGAACGUGAGACCCUGGGAUAAUCCGUUGCCGGAAGCCAGGAAUCCUAGCUAAGAUUGAACUGCGUAUUCCAUUUCAACGGCCAAUCAGAUUCCCUCCCUGAAACAGAUUAUCCCAGAGCCUCACGUUCCUUCCCGAGGAUCGCAGGCUCGGGUAACGAGAUUGCAUUGUUUGCUAAAAAGCGCGCGAAAAUUCCAUAUUUUUAAAAGCGUAAACAAAAUGGCUUUGCUUUCUUUUUAGCUUUCGAAUAUAUAAUAGAACAAUUAUUGAAUUCGGUUUUCGUAUGAUAUCGAGAAUUAUCAAGAUAUCAUACUCAAUCUCAUUCAAUAAUUGUUUAAUAUUAUCAAAAAUGGAGCGAGGUACAACCGUUAUCUGAGGCAGGGUUCGUGGCGUCCAGGGGCGAGUUAGUGAUAGGAGAUCUUAGAUUUUAAAGCCAUAAUUUUAGAUCAUACGUUAUAUGCUUUUCGUAAGUUGAAGAUGAUUUGGGUUUUUUCGCGGGCCUAAACGAAGGAAUAGAUUUGGGGCCAGGUCAGGAAACUCGUUUAUAGUUUAGUCUGACAAAGAGCUUCAAUAUCCUGGCGGCACAUACUCCCUGACUGACUAGAUUUCUAAUUGAUAUUUUACGCUUUAUUUUCUUUAGUAUAAAUGUGUCUGUAUCUGCAUAUGGUAGUUCAAAG